Messenger RNA from Lagopus leucura (white-tailed ptarmigan), 1859 nucleotides. RefSeq names its product serine/threonine-protein kinase receptor R3-like. Gene Ontology annotation, molecular function: ATP binding; SMAD binding; transforming growth factor beta receptor activity, type I. Gene Ontology annotation, biological process: heart development; transforming growth factor beta receptor signaling pathway; protein phosphorylation. Lineage: Eukaryota; Metazoa; Chordata; Aves; Galliformes; Phasianidae. The annotation marks the transcript as partial. The record is from RefSeq and is a predicted model, not a curated record. The transcript is spliced from 7 exons. Gene Ontology annotation, cellular component: BMP receptor complex; plasma membrane.
UGUGCUCAGCAAUAGGAAAUGCUUUAUGAGCCGAGAGCGGUGGAGCAGAGCCAGGCAGGAAGAGGCAGCGAGGAGGAACAGUUUUUGGUGACUUCUCCCACAUCCCGAACACAGAGCGUUCGCAGUGGGGCCGGGACGGGGCUGAGCCGUGUGGGGGGCGCAGAGGCGACCCUAUGAGGAUCUGUGGGGUGUGGGGUAACGGUGCCGGCAUCCCCGGCUGAGCGCGGCGUCGGGAUGCGGGAUCCGGAGCUGGGAAUCGUCCCCAGAUGCUGUAGGAAAAUGCCCCCCAGAGCCCACGCUGGGGCCGUGCUGGUGCUGCUGAGCCUCUCUUUCGGCCUCGCUGCAGGUGAGCUGCAAUGCGCGUGCGACGUUCCUCACUGUCCUGCGCCCACCUGCACCGGCACGGUGUGCUUCGUCAGCAAGAGGAAGGAGGCAGGGAGGGUCACCCAGCACAAAGGCUGCUUCUCGGAUCACCUGCUGGAGAACUGCCAGUCCUCCGUGAUGGAGCAUUUCGGCACCCGGUGCUGCAACGCCAGCAUGUGCAACGCCGAGCUGGAGAUCUACCUGCGAGGAGAAGAAGCCCUGGGACAGCCUCCUUCCCUCUCCAACCUCCUCCUGCUGAUCUUCAUCCCGCUGCUGACGCUCCUCGUCCUCGUGGCUCUCACCAUCCUCUUCCUCUGGAAGCUGGCCCAGCACCGCCGCAAGAGGCUGCUCCUCUUCAAGCACAGCGACCUGGGGGACACGGACCUGAUGCUGAAGGCAUCCAUGGUGGGAGACAGCACGCUGGAGGAUUUGCUGAACGAUGACUGCACCACGGGCAGUGGGUCAGGGCUGCCCUUCCUGGUCCAGCGCACGGUGGCCCGGCAGAUCUCCCUCGUGGAGUGCGUGGGCAAAGGGCGCUACGGCGAGGUGUGGCGAGGCGUUUGGCACGGGGAGAACGUGGCCGUCAAGAUCUUCUCCUCCCGGGAUGAGCAGUCGUGGUUCCGCGAGACCGAGAUCUACAACACCGUGCUGCUGCGGCACGACAACAUCCUGGGCUUCAUCGCCUCCGAUAUGACCUCGAGGAACUCCAGCACCCAGCUGUGGCUCAUCACCCACUACCACGAGAACGGCUCGCUCUACGACUACCUGCAGAGGACAACGCUGGAUGUGGAGACCUGCCUGGGCUUGGCAGCCUCCAUCAUCUGCGGCCUCGUCCACCUCCACGUGGAGAUCUUUGGCACGCAGGGCAAGCCUGCUAUCGCUCACCGUGACCUGAAGAGCAGGAACAUCCUGGUGAAGAGCAACCGGCAGUGCUGCAUCGCCGACCUGGGUGAGAGCGCGCUCCAUGGGGACGCACGGUGCCAGCCAUCCGUCUGUGCAUCCAUCCAGACAUCCCCACAUCCAUCCACUCCUCCAUCCAACCGUCCACCCGUCCCUACAUCCAUCCAUCCAUACGUUCAUCCCUCCCUCUGUCCAUUCAUCCAUCCAACUCUCCAUCCAUCCAACCCUACAUUCAACGCUACAUCCAUCCAACCUUAUAUCCAACCCUCCAUCCAUCCAUCCAUCCAAUCCUGCAUCCAACACUGCAUCCACCCAAUCCCACAUCCCUCCAUCCAUCCAUCCAACCCUACAACCAACCCUACAUCCAUCCAACCAAUCCUCCCUCCAGCCAUCCAUACAACUCUCCAUCCAUCCAACUCUACAUUCAUCCAACCUCACACCUCUCCAUCCAGCCCCCAUCCAACCCCCCAUCCCUCCAUCCAUCCCUCCAUCCAUCCAACCCUCCAUCCAACUCUCCACUCCUCCAUCCAUACAACCCUACAUUCAACCAUCCAUCCAUCCAUCCAUCCCUCCCUCCAUCCAUCCAACUCUCCACU